AUGUCAACUGAUGAGGGCUGGAAAAAGACUGGCAUGAACUGUCCUGGCGGAAGUGCUUCAGAAGACAAAAGCAUUGCUUCUCCAGAAAAAUAUGCGGUCUUUACGAACGCUUCGAGUGUUGGUGACCAGGAUGCUAGACGCUUCUCAUCGCUCAGCACAGGCUCAUGCCUACACAAUAUGCCGUCGUCAGACACACAGCUGCAUGGCUCAUACGUCCAAAACAACAGCUCUCACGACACCAAUUGUCCAGAGUUAUCUCUGAUGGAAGACCAGAGCUUAUUGGCUACAAACAUAAACAGACCAGUCCGCAGUCAAUCCUCGGGAUCUAUUAUGAGCUGUUUAUGGAAAAGUCAGUGGCUCAGGCGACUAUCGCGCGCAGCAAAGUCAGACGGUUCACAGCUUACCAAGCCUCAGCCUGGAAUCAAACUAAUCAGAUCAGAUGAUCGACGUCCAUCAGAGCCUGUUUUGCCAAGUAGUAUGGCUCUGCGUAGAAUGUCCGCCUGCUCAACUCUAUCUGGCAAGUCUGAUCCUGGAGUUGACGGGGUACUGUUCAAACGUGCAUUCAGCGAUCUUGAGAGGCUCCUCGAUGAAGCUCUCUCCCUCGCCUUGGAUGUCGCGGAUCAUUCGGAAGCCGCAGCUUAUGCUAGUCACCCUGCCGCAUCGAAAGAGCAUGGCGCCGAUCGUGUGGACGAAUCAAACAUGUCGAUGGACGACAGACCCCAAGAAAAUGUCGAAACAAUUCCUAUAGAUGGAUCAGAUAUGGCCUACCCAGCGAGGCCAGGCUGCAGGCGUGCUGCCACUUACACUGCCGUACCCAAACGCCCGCGGCUGGCCGAUGUAGUUGAGAGCUAUUCCGGAACCUAUCAGGAGCUUCGAACAAGGACUCAGGCUGCACGAAGACAACAAAGCGGCACCUCACGACGUUCUUCACUCAGCAGAAAGUCCCGGAAAUCUCACAAAGGGUUCAAGACGGAUCGUAGACGGAGGCCAAUUAUGCUGAACGAUCUCCGCAGCACAACUGCCCUUCUUGAUAUUGGAGGAAUGGACGUCAAAGAACAAACAACAGCUCGCAAACGCUCGGCAGCUGUGGAGGCUUCAUCAGCCGUUCGAAGUGGGACCAUUCAUGAUGCUCUACCAGAACAUAACAUUGCUGGGAGAAGAUUGCAUGGCGAACACGGCAUCAAUCUUCGAAAGCGAUCGCACGUGAGUCUACAGGACAUGCAAGGUUUCAACCUUCCAAAGUCGCACAUCAGGCAACCGAUUGCGAGGGACUAG
Fusarium proliferatum ET1 is the source of this 1275-nucleotide messenger RNA. RefSeq lists its product as uncharacterized. The coding region runs from base 1 to 1275 and encodes 424 amino acids. Lineage: Eukaryota; Fungi; Ascomycota; Sordariomycetes; Hypocreales; Nectriaceae. The record is from RefSeq and is a predicted model, not a curated record. The transcript has a single exon.